GGGAGGCGCGGAAGUGGCUGCGGCGGUUGGGACGGGGAGGGGGACGCGCCUGGGACCCUCGUGCGGCCGCUGCUGCCUGCAAAGCCGGGGGGGAGGAGGGGGCGCCCCGGCCCUUCCAAGACCGCCCCCCCCCCCAUUGCUUGGAGCAAGUGCGCGGCUGCUUGCGGUGGGGGCCCCCCUGGCGGGCGCGCUGCUUGCUCUCUCUGCCCUGCUGGGACUCCGAAGGGGCCACGGACUGACCAGCAGCCGAGGAGAGCAGCAAGGAAGGCAGGAGCCGGACUCUCCGCCUGUCUCUGCGGCUGCCUGCGAAGGCCGAGCUGGAGGAGGAGGAAGAGGCGAGGGGGUGCGGGCUGGCCGGCCGGCCGGCGGAGCAAGCUGCAGCGGCCCCCUCCCUUCGCUGAGCCGCGCCCCCUCCCGCCGCCGGAGCCUCUCGAGUGAGUGCAACUUUCCCUAAAGAUUCCUGGCCCAGCUCCUCCCCCCCUCCCUCCCCCCCUCUGUCUUUUUCUGUCCCUGCCUGCAACUCGCCACUUCUGCCAACUUUCCUGCUGAACUCUUUCCCGUCGGAAGGUCCCUUUUGGAGAGCCAGGAGGGGAAGGCGGGGCGAGCCCCCAGCCGCCCCGCUGCCGCUGCGAUCGCCAGGGACGGGGCGCCUCCAGGCAGCAGCGGGCAGCAGGGACAUCGAGGCGGCAGCGUCGCUGCGAGCGCUUGCGGGGGCCCGGGGCGCGCCCGAGACGGGCCCUCUAUGCUCUGAGAUGGCCUCGGAGCUGGCCAUGAGCGCGGCGGACUUGCCCACCAGCCCGCUGGCCAUCGAGUACGUCAACGACUUCGACCUGAUGAAGUUCGAGGUGAAGAAGGAGCCGGCCGAGGCCGAGAGGUUCUGCCACCGCCUGCCGCCGCCGGGCUCCCUCUCGUCGACGCCCAUCAGCACGCCCUGCUCCUCGGUGCCUUCUUCGCCCAGCUUCUGCGCGCCCAGCCCCGGCGGGCAGCCCGCGCCCAACCUGGCCCACCCCGCCGGCGGCAACCCUGCGGGCGCGGCCGGCAAGGCCCAGCUGGAGGACCUCUACUGGAUGUCCAACUACCAGCACCACCUCAACCCGGAGGCGCUCAACCUGACGCCGGAGGACGCGGUGGAGGCGCUCAUCGGCACCCCGCACCACCAUCACCACCACCACCACCACCACCAGCCGGGUGGCGGCGGCGGCGGCGGCUACGAGGGGGGCUUCCGCGCGCAGCCCUUCCCCGGCGAGGAGCUGGCGCCGUCGGGGCACCACCACCACCACGCGGCGCACCACCACGCGGCCGGGCACCACCAUCACCACCACCACCACCUGCGCCUGGAGGACCGCUUCUCCGACGACCAGCUGGUCUCCAUGUCGGUGCGCGAGCUGAACCGGCAGCUGCGCGGCUUCAGCAAGGAGGAGGUCAUCCGCCUCAAGCAGAAGCGGCGCACCCUCAAGAACCGCGGCUACGCCCAGUCCUGCCGCUACAAGCGCGUCCAGCAGCGGCACAUCCUGGAGAACGAGAAGUGCCAGCUGCAGAGCCAGGUGGAGCAGCUCAAGCUGGAGGUCUCCCGCCUGGCCAAGGAGCGCGACCUCUACAAGGACAAGUACGAGAAGCUGGCCGGCCGCGCCUUCGCCGCCGUCCCCGCCGCCAGCGCCGCGCCCGCCCCCAGGGACCCCUCGCCGCCCCAGGCCCCCAACGCGGGCAAGCCUUCGGCAGACUUCUUCAUGUGAGCCGCCUGGCCUGCUGCUGGGGAGCAGCCCCUCGCUCCGUGGCGGGGCGCGCAGCUCGUGUAAAUACCAGGCGCGGAGGGGCAGCAGCGGGCGGCGUCCCGAAGAGACUCGUGUGUGUUUGUUUUUCCGGGCGGAGGCUGCCGCCCGCCCCCGCCGCCGCGGCCAGGGCAAAACACAAGAACUGAAGGCAAAAAGUGAAGCUCCGGGGAGGAGAGGGGACCCCCGCCCCCCAGAGCCCGUCUUUCGUGUACAGAAGCAGGCUGCGGCUGCCUCCGCCGUCCCUCCCAAAAGCCAAGCCCGGGGCGGCGGCAGCAGCAGCAGCAGCAAAGCCAGCCUCUCCUCGCCGCAGCCAGGCCGCCCGUCAGAAGCCGCGAGGCGCGCUGCCAGGACUGCAGCCGGCGGGCGAAGUCUGAACUUCUGGGACGGACAGACACGCGAGCGCAAGGCGUCGGGCGCAGUAAGGGAAGGCACACGGCGGAGGAGGCGCCGGGGCGGGCCGGUGGGCGAGCCCGCCUGGCCCGACGUGAAGCCAGCGCAGCGGCCAGAGCGCCUGGGACGAGCCCGGGCAGAAGCCUCGCUGGGUCUUGCGCCUCUGGAGAGGGACUGGGGCGAGCCGUGCCGGGGCCCCCUCCUCAGCAUUCCUGCAUGCCGGACAUGUUGAUAAUUUCUUUAACUGGCUUCCAUUUAAGUAAUUGCCAGCUGGGAUAACAGAAAGAAAAUUGGAUAUCCUUAGAACAGUGGCUUGUGAGUAAGCUGGAUUGAAUUCAGUGUGGAGAAAUCAUUUUACUCUGAGUAAACCAGAACACGUACUGACGUACAUACUGAGUCAAUGUUCAUCAGAAUGGGAUAUCUGCCGUCCACAGCUUCAUCUUUAGCCUUGGUCUGCUUGUAAUUGUCGACUGGAUAAAAUGAAGACCCUGAUAGUUAAUGGAGUUUCAGGAAGAUUGAGAUACCAAACAAUAAAAUAUUAUGCAUAGCAUAA
Messenger RNA from Hemicordylus capensis (graceful crag lizard), 2715 nucleotides. It is a transcript of the gene MAFA, whose product is annotated as MAF bZIP transcription factor A. The transcript is spliced from 2 exons. Gene Ontology annotation, cellular component: nucleus. Gene Ontology annotation, molecular function: DNA-binding transcription factor activity, RNA polymerase II-specific; RNA polymerase II cis-regulatory region sequence-specific DNA binding. The record is from RefSeq and is a predicted model, not a curated record. Bases 753 to 1733 code for a protein of 326 amino acids. NCBI's taxonomy places the organism in Eukaryota, Metazoa, Chordata, Lepidosauria, Squamata, Cordylidae. Gene Ontology annotation, biological process: regulation of transcription by RNA polymerase II; retinal rod cell development.